Mizuhopecten yessoensis (Yesso scallop) is the source of this 3517-nucleotide messenger RNA. Its product is annotated as transmembrane protein 183-like. NCBI's taxonomy places the organism in Eukaryota, Metazoa, Mollusca, Bivalvia, Pectinida, Pectinidae. The coding region runs from base 39 to 1169 and encodes 376 amino acids. Gene Ontology annotation, biological process: regulation of protein stability. Gene Ontology annotation, cellular component: SCF ubiquitin ligase complex. The record is from RefSeq and is a predicted model, not a curated record. The transcript has 5 exons.
GUAUCGCUCAGUCUCAUUUUAACGCUUGACAUUGUGCAAUGCCAAGGAAAUCUCGUCCCAGUAAAAUUACGAAAUCGGCAGGUUCAACAAUUAAAUUUUCGACGCAAAGCGAUUUUACGAUACACCAUUAUGCCAAUGCUGAAGGAAAAGCACCUCCAGGGAGGAUAAAGAAAGCAGCAGCUAACGCAAUGAUUUCAGAAGCACACAGUAUAAAGAACUCCAAGCAGGCACUGGAACUGGUGGGAGCUGUAGGUGAAGAUGCAUCAGAGACGAGUUGGUUUGACAAGGACUUGGAUGAGAUUGACAUUAACACGGACAGUACAGACCAGCAAUCAGAAGAUGGAGUAGAAGAGCCUGUUCCAGAAACCAAACUGAACCGAAGGAAGAGAAGACUGAAGGGAAGCGAGAGUGAGGAUACUGGCAUCUCGUACCCGAUAGAUUUGUGGUACGUCCUGAGUAGAUAUGUCCACCCAGAGGAUCUGACUGUGUUCUUCAGGCUUAAUCACAGCACCUUCUCUGUAAGCAGCACCAUCCAGUUCUGGAGAGGCCUAUACAAAAGAUAUGCUAAGGACCUUUCCAAGCUUCCAGACUACCUGCAGCCAAUCUGUCUCGAGCGGAUCCAUGGCCUUCGCCAGCGCGUGAUCAGGGCUCUGUUUUUUGUGUAUCCGGUGCUUAUCAGUAGGACAAUAACUGUGGCACCAUUUCAGGACCAGCAGCUAUGUUACAACCUAACUGGACAUCUCUGUCUUGUGUCGUGGCAUGAACGAAACAAGAACAUGUGGAACUUCAAUUUUAAAUUCAGAAAGGAACGUAUGGGUGAAAUCAAUAGUUUACUACGACUCAAAGGGGAGCCACAGAGUCUUCGCUCUGGUUACAGUGAUCUACAUCACAACUUAGAGAAUGAUUCGUAUGUGCUGUGUGCGACUUGUAAGAACUUCACGGCGAUUCCACCAGUCAUGGGCUUAGUACUGACUAAUCUGAUGCUGCGACUAUCAGCCAGCAUGAGAUAUCUUACUUUACGCCUAUUGUUUGACACAACUCUGAAGCAAGGAAUGGGGGCCAAUGUUAGGGAGAGUCAAAGUCUGGAAAAGGUGGUCAUUCUUGACCCCGUUGUGGACAUUCGAGUGUUUCCGUGGUGGCAUCCAAAUUACCCUCACCAGGGAAUGUGACACACAUGCCACAUAGAAACUUGUGUACUUGACAUGUUUACAAACAGGUUGUUUUCAUGCAGAACUGAUAAUAGUGAUUUGAUCCACAAAAAUCUAGUAGUUUUGCAAGUUCUGGCUCUAGAAUCAAUAAGUUGCAUUAAGAUUCAACAAGCCCACUAAAUGAUGCUAUAGUCACACUGAAUUUCAACCCCCUGUUAAGUCAUAUUCAAAUUUAAUUAAAAAUUGGAAUAUUCAUAUGUAAUUAAGAUAUGUUCAGCUGGUACAUUAACUUUAAAAUGAUACAUAACCAGGUUGAUAUAGUCAAUAAUUAGGCAUGAAUGCUGAUUUUUUCAUAAAAUUAGCUCACUGGACUUUUAACAUGUCAAUCUCUUUUGCGACAGAACCGAGUACUGCGAAAUGACAUAUUAUUUAAAGUUCAUUUAUAUACCUAGGUCAUGCAGAGGUGAAUUUCUCUUAAAUUAUCGAUGGAGAGGCAUACCAGCUUUUUUAUAAUAUGUAUUAUGCGAUUUUAGGCACUGAGGACAAACAAUUAGUUCAAAGAGUGUCGCAUUAAGAAAUUCUUCAUACCUCAUUCAAGGAACACCCGGGCCCCUUGUUUGAAAUAUGUAUGCCUAGUAAUCAUAGAUAUAAAGGGAGAGUUCUUAUAACAGUGAAACCUAUGACAUUUUGAAGAACUUUGAUUACAAUGUACACGUUGACUUGAAAAAGCUUGUUUGGUAAUUAAGCAUCCAUCAGUGAGAUUUUAUAGCAACAUCCACAUUACUGUGUGACUAUAAUUGUAGUCAGCCACACUUUCAAUGUACAUGUAAGAUCAUUUGGUUGAAAUCUGAAUAAUCCUUAUUGUUUUUCUUACAAAACGAAACAAGUAUAUAUUUUUUCAGGACUAAAUAUGUUCAAUUUUAGUAGGUUUUAUUCAAUGUUUUUUGUUAUAUUUUUUAACUUAUAAAUAUUUUUUUAAGCAUGUCAGAUUUUCAAUGAUUUGCCUACAUAAAACAUAUUUUAAACUGGUGAAUAUUUCUUUUAUAAAAAAUAAACUUACGUCUUUUCAUUUCCUGUUUAAUAUAUCUAACUUAAUUUAUUGUUGGGAAUGGCUCACUGUUAAUUAUUCUUUUAACUGAUAAUUGUCAAUGUUUUGAUCUCUAAUAGAAGCAAGUCACAUUUACAUUUGUGCUGUUACGUUACCAUGUUGUGUACGUGUAUAAAGUUGGUUUUCAGAAUCAACUUCACAUUUGUCUCCAUAAGAGGUUGUCUCCCUUACCAAGAUCAUUCACUAUCACACUUCUUGAAUAAGAUAGUGUCAUCAAGUUUAAGGGAAUACAAUGGUGAUUUACUUUUAACUCAAGAGCUCACAUUAGAUUAUCCUGCUUUCAUCCUUUGUGCUACAAAGUACCCAAAAUAAAAUUUAAAAAAAAAGAAGGUAAUGAUGUUCUUGUAACUGGUGCAAUUUGCUAGAGAUAUGCAUUUUAUAACAGACCAGACCUGGACUAAAAUUCUUUGAAUUCAUGAUCGGAUACUGGUCGUCAACAUCAACCCAGUUUAGAAAAAUACUAUGUUCAAGUAUAAAGACACUUGAAAUCAAUUGUCAGAAUCAGAUUUGGUCUUAUAUGUUUGUAUGUGAAAUAAAAAAAAAAGUAAAAAAGCAGUAGGAGAGAUAUUUUCAGAAGAUCAACAUUAUUCUUCAAAAAUAGUGUUGCAUUGUGUCAAUUCUAUGUUUAACUGAUGUCACUUUCAGGAAGUUCUCCAGAGCUGUCUUCAGAAAUUUCAUCUUUAAUGUGAAAUUUGGAAUAAUUGACCUUUUGGAAUCUAAAUCAACAUCCUCAUUUCCUUAACGAAAGUUUCAUGUAAAUUUAACCCUUUAAUGAACCUAUUCAGUUCUGCUCUAGUAUAUAAUGCAAAUCUGAAGUGUUUAGUAAUUAACCCUUUCACCACUGUAGACCAUAAUGGACUCUUCCAGAUCAAUGCAUGGUUAAUUCUACUAAAGUUACAUAGGUGUGAAAGGGUUAAAAACAAUACUGGUGCUGAUAAGGAUUUGUAAGUGUCACAGCUCUGUAUCGAAACCAAAGGUCGAGAGGUUUACUUGCAAGCGUGACGUAAUUUGUCUUGAAAAGCUGGUUUAUCAGCAGACAUGUUUGUUUGUAUUGUUGUAUAAUAUUCGUUUUUGUCAGUGUUACAUUGUUUGUUUUGUGGUAAGAGUGAGUAUCAUGUGAUAGGUUUGAUUUAAACAUAUUUUAUUCGUUCAAUCUAACAAAUGGGAUUUGCCACAAGUUAUCAGAACUUAGAAACGCCUUCUCCCAUGUGAUAGGUAUAUUAAUUACUAUUGAAGCGAAUAAAAACACGUCAAUACACCU